UCUUUGCUGUUUAUCUCUAUGCUGCUAGUUAAUUGUGGGAGCAGUUCUCUGACAUAAAUCAAAAAUUGUGGUUAUCUGUUAUAGCCGUUGUAGUAUAGGACAAUUUUAUAUUAGUAUUUACACUUAUAGUUUUUUGUUCAUCUCGAAAAAUGGAUAAUGAUUUAGAAAGGUCCGUUAGGUUUUUAGAAGAUGCAACUAGCUCAACUGGACAAGGACUAUUUAAAACCAUAGGGUCUCAGAGAAAAAGAGAUAUAAAUCUUUCCAUUACAAUGACUCCUUACGAAAUGGAAAGAAUAAUACAAGAAAAAUCUAUUCUGGGUGGUUAUAAUGAUACAAUGAAUAUUUUAAUAGAAAGCAAUCAAAUGAUUAGUGGGUCUAUUAUACAAGGUGCAAAUCCCUGGAAUACUACAUUAGACAAUUUGAACAUAGAAUUUUUUGAGAUACUACACAAUUUUUCUAGUGGUCAGGGAAUCUUGGAAGUUGUAGCUGAUUUAGCUAGAUGUUGUUCAGAUGCUGUAUCUGUAAUAAAAGGUUUGAAAUCAAAAGUAGCUGCUUCAUACUCAGAGGAUGAAAAACAAUUAAUUAAUGAAAAAAAUACUUGGAGGUUAUUAUUUGUACUAUAUCAAGAUAGAUUAGCUCUUAAAGGUUUAAAUAAUGAUGAAAUUCUAUUGGAUACCUAUACAGGUCUGAGUGAAAAAUUAUGUGUUGAAAAUUUAUUUAAAAAAGACAAUUUAUUGAGGGAAACACAGUUAGUGAUUGAUUGGCUUGAAAACUGUAGGUCGGAAGAAGAUAAUCUAAUAUCAGAUUAUCCAGAUCAUACAAAUGGAUGGGAAAAUACUCUUCAUCAACUUAAAUCUGCUGAAACAAUUGCCUUCAGCAGUAGUAGGAAAGUAGUUGAUAAAUUAGAUCCAGAUGCUCCACAUUAUCAGCAUUCACCUUUACAUGACUUAGAUAUGGAGGAUGAAAAGAUCCUAUGUGAAAUUGUGUUCAAUAAAAUUAGAAGUGGUAAAUUGGAUCAAGCUCAACAAAUCUGUAUAUCCAGUGGCCAUGCUUGGAGAGCUGCUCAUUUAGAAGGUUGGAAAUUGUAUCACAAUACAAAUAUUAAAAUUAAUGAGCAGAUUGACUUUGACAAUGUUAUGGAAUGUGAUCAAGAAAUGCAGAAUUUAAAUAGUGAUCUAAAUGAUGGUGAAUAUUAUGAAACUGAAGGCAAUCCAUCAAGGGAUAUCUGGAAACUUAUGGCAAUACAAUACUGUAAGAAGGAAUAUCUACGGCUGGAGGAGAAAGCAGCAAUUGCUGCUUAUUCUGGAAUAUUAGCAUCAGUACUGCCUGCAUGUAAGAACUGGGAAGACUAUUUAUGGGCCUAUUUACGUACUAUGGUUGAUAUUCGAGUGGAAUCAGAAAUAAGAGAAAAUGUGAAUAGAGAAUAUGCAUCACUUCCUGAUUGGUUUUGGGAUCAGAGAAUGUCUCUAAAUGAGAUUUUUCAUAAGUUAGAGACCAUAAGUCCUAAAAAUGUUGUUAUGGAAACAAAAUAUCCAGAACAUAUAAUUCAGAAACUCCUAAUACUCGAUGAAAUCAACCAACUUGUGAGAGUGUUGGAUGAAUGGGUCAAUGAUACAAAAGUUUCAACAACUUUUCUUCGUUUUGCUACUCAUCUUGUUUUAUUUUUGGAUCAAAUUGGUCAAUUGAAUAGUCGUGACAUUGUUGAAACAUGCAUCGAACAGUAUGGAAAAAGACUAUGGGAAAUGGGAGAAACACGUUUAGUUGCUUUCUAUUUGAGUAAAGUUAAUAUUAAUCUUCAAACCUGCUUGUAUGCUAAAUGUUUGCAAGAAAUUUUAGAUAAUGAUGAAAGAAAAGAAGUUUUAAAAUUUGCCGAAGAUUUUGAAUUAGAUGUUUUCAAGAUAACUAAAAAAAUUGUUGAAAAUGUAAGAAACAUCCCACAAGAGAUGGAGAGUCAUGUCGACUUGAUGAACAAACUAACUGAGACAGAUCUUUUAAAAAUCUCUUCUUUGGAUUGGGUUUUAUUUUAUGAGGAACAAAGGAAGGAAGCACUUAUUCAGAGUAAUGCUAUGAUUUUCACAUUUUUAACAUUAUCAAAAAUAGAUGCAGCUCAAUUAGCAUUCAAUAAGAUUCCAUCUGAAAGCGUAGAGCGGUUGAUGACUGAAAAUACUAAUAAAUCACUAGAAAGAGUUCUGAAAGAACAUUUGAGCUAUAAGGUCUACUUAGAGGCUCAUGAAGGUUUUAACGAGUGGUUCCUAAAGUUUAAUAGCAAGCUGCAACCCCCAGAAGUGUUACCUGAGUCUGCUCCUUUCACAGAAAAAGUAGCAUAUCAGCACAGAGUAGAGCAGCAUAAAAAUGAUUGUGAAAGAUGGAGAAUAACUACUGAACAUCUAGCAAAAAUUUGUAAAACUCAUUUGUACAAUGUUUUAUUAUUCCCUGAUGGCUGGUUAACCACCAAUGCAGAUUGGGAAUAUUUACGGUCAAUUUGUAUCCCUGAAGUCAUUAUGUUGUUAUAUACUGUAUUGUCUAGAUCUGAAUUACAUCAAGAAUGUUUGCAACUGGCAGAUAUAAUAGCUAGCGAAAAGUAUCAAUUGUACAAGGUAUUUUCCAAAGAGAAACUUGGUGAAAUUUUGUUUAAGUUAUGUGAAAGUUCUGUUUCUUUAUUGAAUGCUAAACAGAACCCUUGGCGGAGAGAUUCGCAAUCAUUUAUGUGAUUUCAUUAAUAUAUUUUUUAUCUAA
Molecule: messenger RNA, 2736 nt
Organism: Harmonia axyridis
Lineage: Eukaryota; Metazoa; Arthropoda; Insecta; Coleoptera; Coccinellidae
Gene: Nup107
Product: nuclear pore complex protein Nup107
Exons: 2
Coding region: 150-2711 (853 amino acids)
Biological process (GO): protein import into nucleus; regulation of DNA-templated transcription; mRNA export from nucleus
Cellular component (GO): nuclear pore; nuclear pore outer ring
Molecular function (GO): structural constituent of nuclear pore
Source: RefSeq, a predicted model, not a curated record